Aspergillus sclerotioniger CBS 115572 is the source of this 307-nucleotide messenger RNA. RefSeq lists its product as uncharacterized. The record is from RefSeq and is a predicted model, not a curated record. Lineage: Eukaryota; Fungi; Ascomycota; Eurotiomycetes; Eurotiales; Aspergillaceae. The transcript has 3 exons. Bases 75 to 254 code for a protein of 59 amino acids.
CAACCGUGGAAUCACCACGCUGAGUUCUUGAAUGGUCCCACUGCAAGCUAUUAACCUGCAAAAUAAGCUAAACUAUGCUACAGUACCUUUUCAUUAGCCUUCCAGCCAUACCAGUUAAUGGCGCCGCACCAUCUUAUAACACCACAAACCCCCGUUAUGAUGCAGAUGAUAUUGAAACCGUAUCUAGACACAAGUUUUGCCUCCUCAUAUCCAGUGCAGUUGGGCAACAGCUGGGUAGUUACAUGGGCAACUAAUGGAGGAGCAAGUUGAUAUCAAUUGGCCGAAACCAUAUGCGGAGCCUGUCCGC